Messenger RNA from Penicillium daleae, 1851 nucleotides. RefSeq lists its product as uncharacterized. The record is from RefSeq and is a predicted model, not a curated record. The transcript has 3 exons. The coding region runs from base 1 to 1851 and encodes 616 amino acids. NCBI's taxonomy places the organism in Eukaryota, Fungi, Ascomycota, Eurotiomycetes, Eurotiales, Aspergillaceae.
AUGUCUACCUCGUCGAGCUCUGCCAGCUCUGCCAGCUCUACUUUCUCUCGGGCUAGCGCCCACGCGCUGAGCUUUUACUCGAGUUCGUCAUCGCGUUCCUCUCCCUUUAGCGGGAACUACAUGGUGGAUAGAGAUGGGUUCCUCUACUCCGAUCACAGAGCAGGAGGACCCUAUCUCUGUUCACUCCCAGACGAAUUCUGCCUACUCAGCAAAGAAUGGGAGGAUCAAAACCGUUUCCGAGUGCGACAGAGGCACGUUCACGAUACCGUGAGGUCCAUACUCCGAAAACACCAUAUACAGUACCGCGAACUAUUUAUUCAGGGCCGAAAGUCUCGUGUCGACCCUGAACCUAAGCCGAUCCCCACAGUGCGUAUUAUCACAGAGACAAUCCCAUCCGGGGCGCGAGGCGCUGCUCGGGAGAUCCAUUAUGCUCUUCUGAACAGCAUUCCCUCUCUCUCUGUCUCCGUCGACAUCAUGGACACCCUGCUCGCGACACCACUUCGAAGUUUUCCUGUCGCUAGAACUGACUCGAUUUUCGGUAAAUGGAACGAUAUUGUCCGUGCGAUCCUGAACGCGCUAGACACCCGUGAAUGGGUUGCUCUCGGGUGUUGGAGAUAUGGCGUGAGCAAUACUAGUAUAGAGAACCCUGUCACUGUGGUCGUGAGUGUCGAAAAGCGAUCCACAUCGGAGUGGAGUACCGAAAUACGCCGAAUUAAAGUGAUCUUGAGGGGUUUCGGCGUGACUGAUGUCGACAUCCUAUUCCGGAAGGAUGAGAUACGUCGACACGUGGAGAAUCCGGAUCUCCCUCAAGCUGCUUGUACCGAGUUCGCGCAGCCUGGGGUAAGCCUCGGAAUUCACUCAAGCACAGCGGGGUCCUCGACCUUAGGGGGCCUCGUCGAACUGCAAUUUCCGGACCAGAAAUGGCGUACGUUUGGGAUUACGUGCUUUCACUCGGUGUAUGCGCCGGAGGAGAAUCGACAAACACUCAAUCAGGUUCAGGGUGCAGGAGAAGCUUUCCGUCGGUGGAAGCAGCAUCCUGUCUUCCCGAGGGAUCCUAUGGCCCAACAUCUACUUAGAGUUGACCAUCCCUCUCUGAGUGAUCUCCGGCGAGCAGUUGCGUCCAAAGCCCGGGGUAUCGCGGCUUUGAAGGACAAUGAGUUUCGGGAAAUUGAGCAACAACUCAGGGCUCGAGAUACAGACCCUGAUGACGUCUUUGUUGACCCAAAAGAUGAAGCCAACCAUAAGGCCACGCUCCGUACCAUCAAUGCUCUGGAACAACAGCACCAGUUCUUCCAAAGCUACAUACAGGACCAGACAUAUUUUCUCGGUUCUGUAUUUGCUGGUAGCGGCUAUUGGCGUACACGGGCACGGCAGGAUCAACGUAAAGACCCAACAAUUGCUGACUGGGCAUUGAUUGAGAUCCCAAAAGAGCGACUCGGAGAGAAUAUACCAUAUCCCUACUCGCAAUCUCAGGAGCCGAGUCUCCAAUUCAGAGAUGGAGGCUACCUCGAGCACGGGAAAUCGUAUUCGAAAGCUGGACGCUCGUCGGGUUUUACCACGGGGGUAUACUCUGAACUUAGGGAAGCGCAUCUCCACCAUGUGUGGAACCCGAAAAGCAAAAAGUACGAUGAGACCAAGUCGAUGGAACAUGUUUUAUACGGGUCUGGGAAUAACAUAAUCGCGGAGCCAGAGGACUCUGGGAGCCUUGUGUAUGAUGCGGAAACUGGGAGAGUGGUGGGGUUGCACAUCGCAGGAGCAAAGGGAACCGACCACGUCUACUUCACCUCAAUUCAUGAUGUUUAUCGAGACAUCAUAGAAGUGACUGGGGCUAUCAAUGUUCGAAUGGCUUAA